AAGGGUGAACAUCGGUGGGGUGUGUUUGUGAUUGUUUGCGCCCCACCAGUGUGUGUGGCGAGUUUUGUGUGUUAGUGUUCGACCAUCUUUAAAAAGCUCUGUGUCUGGCUGAAUAGAAGGAAGUGGCUCUGACUUCCCCAGGAAAUGGGAAGAGGAAACCCGGGGGCUUCGACCUCUCUGGCUGCGCUAGAGCCGCAAGACGACGAGCUGGAGAGAAAGAGAGGGAGAAGGGGAAGGAGGGAAGGGUGGAGGGCAGACAGAAAGAGAGAUACUGACUCUCAUUGUGCUCUCGUCUAGAAGUAGCAGAGAGGAAAGGAAGAAGUCAGGACUACACAAAAAGACAGAAAACAUACUUGGUCGAGUUUUGUUUUCAGAGAUGAAGUUUCUCCUUGGAGCUCUGACUGCUCUGCUCUGCUGCCCGUCGUCCUCAGCACAAACUCUGGAUCCUGCUGGGAAGAACGUCUGCCCGGAUACGAGGGAUCCCUCCAAACUGGUCUGUUGCACUGGAUGGCAUCAAAAUGGAAAAGAGUGCACUAUAGCUGUAUGUGAGGGUGAGCAGGCCUGUUUAAAGAAUGAGAUCUGUGUAUAUCCUGGAGUGUGUCGCUGCCCACCUGGCUACUACGGCGCUCAGUGUAAAACACACUGUCCUCUUGAGUUCUGGGCUUCAGACUGUCGCCAGGUGUGCCAGUGUUACCCGCAUGGCCGCUGUCAUCCCGCCACAGGUGAGUGCACCUGCAACGCCAACCGCUGGGGUCCAUUGUGCCAGAACACCUGCAAGUGCGCCCGCCACGGCCGCUGCCACCCCAUCCACGGAAACUGCACCUGCGAAGAAGGCUGGUGGAUGUCGAGCUGCACCAAGCCGUGUCAGUGCAGCAACCUGCGCUCCGUAGGCCCCGGCUGUGAGCAGCUGACGGGCCGGUGUCAGUGCCACAAGAGCCACUGGGGGCUGAAAUGUCUGGUCCCCUGCAACUGCAACCAGUCGCCGUGUAAUCAGCGGACUGGAGUGUGUGAGUGUGAGCCAGGCUCGUGGGGACCCAGCUGUGAGCGCAGAUGUGAAUGUGACCCCACGCACAGCAGCUGUGACCCGGCCACAGGGCAGUGCCUGUGCCACCCGGGAUACCAGGGAGUCUUCUGCAACCAGCGCUGUGAAGAUGGGACGUAUGGCAGCGGCUGUAAAAUGAGGUGUGGUUACUGCAAAGACAACCAGGUGUGCUCUGCGACUGAUGGUGUGUGUGCUGCCUGUGAGCCCGGCUGGAAUGGUACAAGAUGUGACCGUCCGUGUCCGUUCGGUUAUUAUGGUGACGGCUGCAAGGAAAAGUGUCCACGUUGCAGGAAUAAUGCAGCUUGUGACCCAUCAACGGGGACAUGUUGGAGCUGUGAUCCUGGAUGGACUGGACCAAGGUGUGAGGAUGCAUGCCCUGACAGGACGUUUGGAGACGCCUGCAGCUUCCUGUGUGGCCCGUGUUACCAUGGUAACUGCCAUCAUGUGACAGGAAGAUGUGUGUGUCAGCCAGGCUUUCAGGGUGAGAGCUGCAACAGUAGCUGUCCUGCCCUGCAGUUCGGUCUCAACUGUUCCUCCGCCUGUGACUGUGGUGAGGGGGUCGGCUGCCACCCAGCAACCGGAGGAUGCCCCAACAGUGGUCGAGGUGCUGUACUUGCAGGUGUGCUGGUUCCUUUAUUCCUGCUGCUCCUUGCUGUGCUCUGCUGCUGUUUGUGUUGUGGUGGAGCUCCUGUUGAUGGCAAAGACAGGGCCGCUGUGGCUGAAGGUGGCUUGUCAGUUCGGAUGAAAUAUCACGUCUACAGCGUCUUGGCAAACAUCGGUGCUUCCCUCCCCUGCAUCUCUGACUGGUCCUCUGGUCUGCCUCGAGUCACUGUGUCUCACCACGACCCAGAGCUGACGUUCAACCACAGCUUCAUUGAGCCUCCUUCCUCCGGCUGGGUGACCGAGGGCUCGUCCUUCGACAGUGAUGAAGAAGAGGGAGAAGCUCUGUACUGUGUCCCUCCCAGAGAAGACAUCCCUGCUGUGGCGGGUGGUGAGUUCCAGGAGAUGAGCUCAAAGUGUAACAUGUUCUUGGACCCCUCAGGCUUCAGCAGUGAAGACAUCACCUCCCCCUUCAACAUCCCUCGCACCUCCAGCAUCGCCAAAGCCAAGCGGCCGUCUGUCUCGUUUGCAGAGGGAACCCGCUUCAGUCCUAAAGAGAGGCGUGGCUCUGCUCAGGACCCCGGCGGCCUCCCACGCAGCAAACCCAAGUCACCCUGGGGAGUUUUGAUGCUGUCAGCCCUCCAAAGUCAGGGAAGAGCGGGGGAGGAGGAUGGAGAUGAGGGUGAGGAGAGGGAGGAUGAGCUGGAUGAGCAGGUGACCGAGAAUCGGGAGACAAGCUGUGAGGUGACAGACCAGGCUGGAGACAGAACUCCAUCUCGGGCUACACUGCAGGUUCCUGCUGCAUCAGGAAGAAGACGGACUAUGUCCAACACUGCUGCUCUUAAAGGGAACCAGCCGCCAACAUCUGCUUCGGAUGCUCAGGCGGGAGUCUCACAUAAAGUCACCACAGUGUACGUGACGGUGGGUAAGGCAGGUCGGCCAGUAACGAAGGCAGAGCCGAGCUCAGAAGGCCCCGUUCAGGCCAUGUUGAGAAGACUCGGCAGCCUCCAGAGACAGAGGGAGCAGGAUUCUGGCAAACCCAAAGUAAAGGCAGCUGAAGGCGUCACCAAACCUCCCAGGAGGAAGCUGGGAGCUCGGGCAAGUGUGUGGGAGCAGGGAGGGCCCUCUGGAGGGGAGGCUGGUGUGUCUAAACCAAUCAGGAGGAAGCACGCCUCCCACAACUCCACUGAUACGUCUAAUAAUGACACUCCACCAGCAGAGAGCGCCACUUCAAAACGCCCACUCUCAUCUAUUUUAAAGAGCGUGCAGGAGGUGGCCUCAGCUGACUCGGGGUCAAAUGUGAGGGCUGAAGUUAACACGGGGCAGAGCAGUGACCCGAGUGCAGGACAAACUGAGAGCGACUACCUGACUGUGGGACCGGCAGGAGACACUGUGAGUCUCACUGAGGUCAUCGCCAACGAGGGAGCAGUGGUGAACGAUGAACCCUGCUAUGAAAACGUCCUGAUUAAACACUCAUAACCUCUGUGAAACUGUGUCAGCAGGUCUGUAGAAGUAUAACUACAUAUUUAAUAUCCCACAGUUAUAGAUUUACAGGCACAAGGGUGGAAAACUUCUCAGAUGAAUAAGUCAAUUACAGCUCUUUGAAUUGUAUUUUUUUGUUACACAGUUCUAUCCAAAGCACAUCUCACAUUAUUACAUUAUUGUAGGAUUUGGGAAAAAUAACUUCACCUUUAGACUUAGUUCUACACAAUAAAGAUGAAACUGUUACUCAUAUUGGAUUUUCAGGGUAAAAUAUACGUAGUUCAGGGAAACACCAGAUGGCAGAUGUGGCAUUUGGGUAAUUUCCAGUAACAGGAAGACCACUAGUUGCAUUGCUUUCAUUUACUUCAGUGGCUAAUGCUGUACACAUACAAGUACUGUAAUAUGUUUUUGAGUCAGAAAGCAUAAAAAGACUUAAAUACUGGAGGUUUGUGGGGGAAAAAAAACUGUUUUAUUCAUCAUGUGACAAAGACAUCCUUACAGCUUGAAAAAGUGUUGGAUCAGGGUGUGAUGAACUGUACUGAAUAGAUACAAAUGUAGGCGUGAGAAAAAGAUCUGAGCCGCUUCUGUGCUGAUUGAUAUUUUAUUAGUCAUUAAUGAAACACAAGAACAGACUGUACCAGACUGUGAACUCAUCAGGGUUGCUCUGUCGCUGUGUAUUAUAGAUUUACUUAUUUCUGUUGUAUUAGUCAGUAGAAGCCAGAAAACUGAAAAAGUAAAAAAAUGUUCUCAUAUUUGUCAAAGUGUCCUCGAGCAGACAACCAGCUGUCACAGCACUCUGACCUGAUAAUGUUGAGAGAAAAAACAUUACUGCGUUUGUAUUUUUUUUUCUUAAUUGUUACCAUGCAACAUUUUUAUGUAUAUAACCUCCAUAAAUCUGUCUUAUCUUCUGUAUAUAUGUUUAUGGUGAAAAAUGAGAAAAUAAACAUGUUACAUUUUGUAGAUACAUUGGAAAACAUCUGUGAUUAUGACACUGGUAGCUAAGGAAUGGGAAGCAGUAUUAGCAAUAGUAAAAUGUAAAACCUACACCUUUUUUUUAGCCCAAGAUUUAACUGUUGCUUUCAUGCUGCUGAAGUUCUGGGGUCACACCUCUGCAAUGUCUAGUUGAGCAAGUUGAGCUAGUUUCCUCUAUCUCUGGGUUUCAUAAAGUCGGCUUACACUGAGAACAGAUGAGAUAACUACAGAAAAUCAGCUCACUGAACUUUGACCAGGAGCACUCUGUGGACUUUGACUGAUCUCCAAUAUUUGCUGAAGUCAAUGAGCAGCUAGUUAUUGUAUGAACACAUUUGACACACUUUUUUUGACCCCCAAUG
Molecule: messenger RNA, 4455 nt
Organism: Acanthochromis polyacanthus (spiny chromis)
Lineage: Eukaryota; Metazoa; Chordata; Actinopteri; Pomacentridae
Gene: scarf1
Product: scavenger receptor class F, member 1
Exons: 11
Coding region: 377-3121 (914 amino acids)
Molecular function (GO): scavenger receptor activity
Source: RefSeq, a predicted model, not a curated record